Messenger RNA from Beauveria bassiana ARSEF 2860, 1494 nucleotides. RefSeq names its product UDP-glucoronosyl and UDP-glucosyl transferase family protein. Lineage: Eukaryota; Fungi; Ascomycota; Sordariomycetes; Hypocreales; Cordycipitaceae. Gene Ontology annotation, molecular function: UDP-glycosyltransferase activity. The record is from RefSeq and is a predicted model, not a curated record. The transcript is spliced from 3 exons. The coding region runs from base 1 to 1494 and encodes 497 amino acids.
AUGGCAAAGCAGCGACUUUUAUUCCUCACCAAUUCCGAGCUCGGCCAGGCCAAUGUCCAUCUCGCGGUCCUCGAAUGGCUUCAAUCAUCCAAAGCCGACGUCGAGCUGCACAUUUGCUCAUUCAACCCUCUGCGGCUGGCCGUCGAGGCCCUCAACGAUGCAGCACAGGCGACUGGUGGACGCGAUGUUGCCUUUCACGAAUUGUCGGGCCCGACAUGGAAAGAAUGCCUCUUUAACCGUGCUGAGCAUCAGUGGCAAGAAACUACGGCCUUGGCACCGACAGUAUGGAAUGCGUCGCGCGCCGCGGUGCUGAUGCCCCGCGUGGUGGUGCCGUGGAACGCCGACGAGCUGCUCGACUUGACGCUGCAGGUCAGAGAUAUUGUUCAGUCGGUCGAGGCCAACCUACUCGUUGUGGAUAAUAUUUUGACUCCUGCAAUUACCGUUUGCUACAAUAUAAAGACGCCGUGGUGCGUCUUGUCGCCAAAUACCUACCGCGAGUUCAUUCUGGGCAGCCAGCCUCGAUACGAGUCAUUCUGGAAGCAUCCGCCGACCGCAUCUUUAAUACCCUAUCCUGUCCCAUUCUACAUGAUCCCCGCUGCCUUGUAUUACCAGCGAGAAUGGCGCAAGCAAGGCCUGAGUAGUUGGGUACACAACAAUGCGGUGCAUCUCUGGGAAAAGACGGACAAGGAGAUAUUAUAUGGAGACUGGGGUCGCCUGUCAUACGAUGUCCCCAAGGGCCUCAAAAUCUUCAUACCCAGCAACCCGACCGUCGACUUUCCGUUCUCCGAGAUACCAGAGCACAUUGUUUCUUGUGGACCAAUCGUGCGAUCGACAGCCGCCAUAGAGGAAGCCGAUCCCAAGUUGGCAGCAUGGUUACGGCGGCGGCCGACCGUCUACAUCAAUCUUGGAACGCACGUGGCGUAUCAGAAAGACACCAACAUGCACCUUGCGGGUGCCAUCAAGUGUCUGCUCGACGCUGCAACACAUCAGAAGCAGGAUCUACAAGUGCUGUGGAAGGUCAACCGGGGCAAGACUGAUCAGGAACCGGACCAUUCCGACUUGUACAAGGAGGCUGGAGUUGUCCAAGAUGACCAACGACUAUUGAUUGUGGAUUGGUUAUUGUCGGAGCCGACUUCAAUCUUAAAGUCAGGCUCCGUCGUAUGUUCAGUCAACCACGGUGGUGCAAACACUUACUUUGAAGCAGUCAGCGCCGGCGUUCCGCAAAUUGUCCUGCCAGUGUGGCUCGACACUUAUGAUUUCGCUCGACGAGUAGAGUAUUUUGGGAUUGGCAAGAUUGGCAACUAUCACCAUGCGCCGCAAUGCAGUAAAACUGAGCUGGCACCAAUUUUGGUAGAGGUCGUGCUUGGAAAAACCGCAAAGGCCAUGCGCCAAAAGGCAGCAGAAAUGGCAGCGGCAUGCAGCGCAAAUGGGCCUGGCUGCGAGAUUGCUGCAAGAGGUAUCCUAAAUUUGCUGGCAGAAAAUCAAGGGGAAUAG